This is a messenger RNA of Talaromyces amestolkiae, 2421 nucleotides long. RefSeq lists its product as uncharacterized. Gene Ontology annotation, molecular function: DNA-binding transcription factor activity, RNA polymerase II-specific; zinc ion binding. The record is from RefSeq and is a predicted model, not a curated record. The coding region runs from base 1 to 2421 and encodes 806 amino acids. NCBI's taxonomy places the organism in Eukaryota, Fungi, Ascomycota, Eurotiomycetes, Eurotiales, Trichocomaceae. The transcript is spliced from 2 exons. Gene Ontology annotation, biological process: regulation of DNA-templated transcription.
AUGUCUGCAGCUCGUUUCUUAGACUCCCAGGGCCCGCCCCGAAAGAAGAUGCGGAAGGGGACCAAGAGUUGUAUCGAAUGCCGCAGACGCAAAAUACGUUGCACAUACGACACUGAUCGCCCGAAUAUAUGCAAUGAAUGCCAUACCAGAGGAUUCGAAUGCAUUGAUCAGGAACAUGGGACCGUGGACCCCAAGGUCGCGGGCCCUCUAUCCGGCGAGCAAUCCUACAGUUUGCGUGAGCGAGUAACGCAGCUUGAGAAUGUGGUCAGAGAUAUCUUGCAGCGGAUGGAACAUACAACCCCAUCUUCGGCUUCCGCAUCACCAGCGGCACAGAUUGAUCAUCACAAGUAUCCGCCAACGCAGACCAGUAAGCAUUACAUAAACGAAUAUCUCGAACCAAAUCCAGCAGAGCCGAGAGUCCCCGUUUCGGGGAAGCAGAUGACCGUCACGGUUGCGAGCGAAAUUGUCGAGGGCGCCCCUAUUACGGACAGUCAUCAGAUCGAGAACGCUCCAGUACUUCAGAUUCUCAAUAAUAAUAUUAUCUCCCGCACCGAGGGAACGGCAACACGAAAUCAGAAUAUCGCUGCUACACAGGCCAUCUCACCAAAAGCGAUUGCAGCACGGAACGAGCUCGUCAAAUUGAUUCCACCACGUGCCGAUCUCCGUCGCAUUCGAGAUGUGGCCGCGAAUUGGUGGUCUGUGUGGGUUCAAAUGUUUCCCGAACUACCUGAACGGGACAAGUCAGUUCUCGUUGGUGAGCGGGAUUACUUUGAAAUACCGAAUUCUCCGGGAGACGUUGCCAAAUUUAUACUGUGCCACUUGAUGUGUAUCGACCAGCUUCCGGCUGGGUUCGAUUACAAUUCUCUAGAAAUGCCCAUCGUACCGAGCGAGUACGCCGAUCGCUGCGUAAAUACAAUCGACCGGUUGAUUAUCAAUGAUGAGGAUUUAUGCGGCACUCUGCCCAGUCUUGAGGCGAUACUACUCCUCUCUAAAUGGUAUACGAGCAUUGGACGGCCGCGAAAGGCAUGGCUUUUGACGAGGCGCGGAGUUGAAUUAGCUCAAUUAGCCGGUUUGCACAUCUCGACAGCCAAAGAUCCCCAUCCAGACGAUAAAUUGUACGACCGACGUCUUAAGCUGUGGACAGUACUUGGCCUAAAUGAUCGAUUCCUCUGCAUGAUUCUUGGUCUGCCGUAUGCGGUUCAGGAACGCCUGUAUCGGCCACAGGUCGAACGACGCUUGAAAACAGAGCCUCCCAAUAUGGAAACCUAUUGCCUUCAACUAUCACUUGUCAUGGGUCCAAUCAUCGAUCGAAAUCAGGAAGAUCCGACCAAGAUGUCCAUUGCAGAAACACUCAAGCUAGAGCAAGACUUGCAAGACCAGGCAAGGUCCAUGCCAGACCACUUUUGGCAGCGACGAAUUCCGGAGCAGAAGAUCUCCGUCAAUGAAGCGACUGAGCGAUUGUUGCUGCCUUUUGUGUUUCACUAUAUGCGGGCCACGCUACAUUUGCCGUUCAUGUUGCAAUCCCAUGGCGACCGCCGGUAUCAGUUCAGCCGAGAAGCUGCGUUGGAAUCGACUCGGAAUGCGCUGCUCUCAUAUAAUAUGUUGCGAUCUGCUGAUAUGAUGAGUCCGUACAUAUGCCGUUUGAUUGACUUUCAGGCCUUUUCAGCGGCCAUGCUCUUGAUUAUCAAUGUUAUCGGAUACUCCGAAGACGCGCCAAAUUACAGCCCGGAACAGGAUGAGAAGGACUGGGAAAUCAUCGACGCCACGACAGAGGUACUCCGUCACGCCGCGAUGGAACCAGCCGGCACAGUCGCACAACAGUCACUUCUGAUUUUGGAGGGAUUGAGCAAAAACAUGGAAACAGAAUGCCCGUCAGCCGUAUCCUGCAAAGUCUCCGUUCCGUAUUUCGGCAGUGUCACAGUGAUACCAGGCAAAAAAGCCUUUAAAGUCCGAAAUCGUUCAUCCGCCGCUCAUCAACAGCAGCAACAACAACCUACACCAAGCAGCAGCAGCUGUUUCAGUCAACAACCUUCUUCCGUCAAGGGCUGUGCAUCCGAACAAACCAGCCCUUUUGGGUUAUACMCCCCGCCGCAGUCAAACAUCGAUUUCACCAGCUGCUCCGUCUCCAACUGCCCAGAUCAACAACACAACCAAGCUUUGAACGACCCAGUAACCUCAUCGAUAUGGGACGACUCCUCCCGCGUCCAACUAGAGAAUAUUACCACGCUACCAAACGCUGGCAUGAACCUGAACGCGGGCAUGUCGAUGAACCACAAUCCGGAGCAAAUGGCAGGCGGGCUUAUGGGUGGGUUUUUGGGUAAUAAUGAGAACUUGAGUCUAUGGUCGAAUAUUCCGUUGGAUCUGGAUUUAGAUCAGGGGUGGAAUUUGGAUUGGACCAGUGGGGGGGCUGUAAUGCAAUGA